CAUAUGACGUCCUCCCAUUCCCUGGGACACAGCGGAUCACCGAUCAACGGAAAGAGCCGAAGAUGUCGGCUCAGUCAUGUGAUCAGCUGUGUCCAAUCACAGCUGAUCACAUCAGUGCCACCUGUCAGUGUCCAUCAGUGCCAGCUGUCAGUGCUCAUCCAUGCCACCUGCAAGUGCCCAUCAGUGCCACAUUUCAAUGCCUACCAGUGCACAUCAAUGCCACAUAUUAGUGCCCAUCUGAGCUGCCUUUCAGUGUCACCCAUCAGUGCCACCUAUCAAUGCCAGUCAGUGCCACCUAUCAGUGCUGCCAGUCAGUGCCGCCUAUCAGUGCAAGUGCCGCCUAUCAGUGCCAGUCAGUGCCGCCUAACAGUGACAGGCAGUGCCGCCUAUCAGUGCCAUAUAUGAGUGCUGCCUUUCAGUGCCCAUCAGUGAUGCCUGUCAAUGUCCAUCAGUG
Messenger RNA from Staurois parvus, 454 nucleotides. Lineage: Eukaryota; Metazoa; Chordata; Amphibia; Anura; Ranidae. The record is from the annotation of a GenBank genome assembly.